AUCUUUGAGCCACCAAAUGAGUUCAAUAAAAAAAAGAUUACAUUAACUGACACUCAAAAAUAUGAAUUGUGUCUUUAUGCUAACAAUAAUAAAAAGACCAGAUCUGAAUAUGUAGAAUGGGUAGAACAAAAAUGGGGAGUAAGGAUUGAUAAAAUAACAUUUCCUGAACUUGAAUUGGCACUUAAGGAGUUUGUUUUAAGCUAUCAACAUAGAGUUAUUCUUAGUGAUUCUAUUUUAAUUAAAAAGGCAAAAUUAUUAGCAAUAGGAUUAAGUAUUUCUGAAAAUACUUUAUUAUUUUCUUCUG
Diversispora eburnea is the source of this 304-nucleotide messenger RNA. Lineage: Eukaryota; Fungi; Glomeromycota; Glomeromycetes; Diversisporales; Diversisporaceae. The record is from the annotation of a GenBank genome assembly.